AUGGCUGAAGCUGGGGAGGGAUGUGGGGCUGCCGGCAGCCCGGAGGCCGAGCUGGCCUCCCCCAUCUGCCCGGGCCUGUACCAGGAGCCGGUGUCGCUGGGCUGCGGCCACAGCUUGUGCCAGCAGUGCAUUGAGAAGGUGCUGGGAGCCCAGCAGAGCUCCCAGGGCCCCUCCACGUGCCCCAUAUGCAGGGCCCAGCUGGGGCCCAUCCCGGAGCUGCAGAAGGACUGCGAGGUGGGCAACAGCGUGGAGGAGUUUCAGGCCGCCACUUCCAGAGGGCGAGAGGCUCGAGAGGAAGCCUGGAACCGGGAGGAAGGUGCCGAGCAGGGGGAGGCCGGCGCGGUUCCCUGUGAGCACUCGGCCCUGAAAGCCUGCCUGGUGUGCGAGGCCGCCCUGUGCCAGGCCCGCCUGAGCAAACACAACGCCAAGGGUUUCCAGCAGGAGCACGUCCUGGUGGAGGCGGGAGCGGGCCGGGCGGAGGAGAGGACGUGUGGGGAUCACGGCAAGCUGCUGGAGUGCUACUGCGUGAGGGACGAGAGGUGCGUCUGCAUGCUCUGCUCCAUCGCCGGCACCCACAAGGGCCACGAGGUCAUCACCACGAAGGAGGGACACGACAAACAGCUGGUUAAACUCUUCGACACCAUGACAGAGCUGCAGGAAUAUAAAAGUGAUUUAGUUACUGCCCUAGAAAAGCUUCAGGAAAGGGAGGAUCAGAUCAAGAUCAAUGCCGAAACACUGACUUCGGAGCUAAAAGAGCUGUUUGAUGAUAUAGAGACAAAGCUUCAUGAGAAAAAGAUGAUGAUCCUGAGUGACAUUCGGUCUAAUGAGGAAGAACCACUGGCAGUCAUCGCUGACGUGAGGAAGAAAAUGGAACAGAAGACGGACCAGGCUGAGCAAAAUCUUCAGGCUUUGCAGAAGAUAAAAAAGCAACCAGAUGUUUUCCUCUUCUUCAAAUCCUCUUGGUAGGAUCUGAAACUGGUCACAGACAGGUAAUGUUCCAUUUCAUAACUCUUGUUUUCUUCUUUGAUAAGAUGUGGUGCUGGUAACUGGGGUCAAACCCCACUGCCUGUGCCCCUCCGUCCCACCACGCUGUGCUGCAGAGCUGCUCCCUAUUCCAGCUGAGCCAGAGGGCACCACGUCCACUCAAUUAUCAGGCACGGAGAGAUCCCUGCCUGCUCUUACACUUCUCCCUUUAAAUUUCGGCUUCCUGGCUGGAUUCUGAUGAAAACCACUGGCCUUUAUUACCAGAAAACUGUUUUUAUCAGAGAUGAAGCCCCUCGGGUUCAGUUUACAGUAACGCUGUCUCGGAUGCACAUUGGUGACCCUCCCUCAGCUGAGUUCCCAGGGAACAGCCUUUGGCAGCAGAAGUAACCAGCUCAUUUCCCACCUAGUUUUUGGGUUGUGGACAAGCUUGGCAGCUAGAAAGAUUUAUUAUCUCUUCUCUUGCAAGUGAUAUCUUUCAUUUAUAACUUCCCACUUCCUAUGCAAUGCGUGGGUGUCAGCUGUAAUUCAGUGGUGCAGCACCGCACCAGCAGUCCCAGAUCCACAAGAGGCUUUGCCAGCUGCACAAAGGGCUGGCUCAAACAUCUACCUGGAGUCUGAGAUGUCACCUCUGUAACUUGCACAGAUUAAAGCUGAGUUCAAACUCGGGCUGUGAGGAGAACUCGGGAUCACCGUGCGCCUCGGGGCUGCAGCUCGGUCUGUUCCUCACAGCUGUGCCACAAGCCACAUCCUAGCCCGUGGGAUCAAGGUAACUCUCCAGAAACCUGGACACCGUUUGAUAUGUUUGGCAUUCUUGUUCUGUCACUGCUACAACAGUAACUGCAGCAAGUCAAGGCCGUGUUCACACUUGGGGAUAGCCAAACCACCUCCUCCUCUCUCAUUACCAGCAUUUGAAAGUUCCAGUGCAGGCUGGUAAGUGAAAGGCAUUGCCAAAUAAGUAACAGUGUGUAACAACUGGAAUUCAACCUUCACAAAGGGCUGUCAACCCAAUAAUUCAUGUUGCCAAAGCCCUCUCCUCUUUGCAGACUCUGUCCUAUGGAAGAGUUCUCUUACCUUUGGACAUUGGAUGGAUUUCCUUGGUGCAAUGACUCUCUGUGCCCUAGGGUUGCAAGUCUGGAUCUGGACACUGAGAGUGUGGAAGUGAAGGAAGUGGAGCUGGAUAACAAAAUGUUUACCCGGUACAAAACCCGGCAAAAGAAGUUGAUGCUGCAGCUGGACUCUCUGCUGAACGACGUGCGCGAUAAAUUCACCAGCUUAAAUGGAGAGGAGCGGGAGGAGGAAAGCAUCAUCGAGGAGGAACAAGAUAUAAACUUCUUGAACAACUUGUUUGGGAAUUUUGAUUCUCCUAAGCCCAGACAUAAGGGACACGUGAAAAAGAGACCUUGGGAAUGAGAUGGAAAGGAAAACUUGAAUAUUACCCAAAAUUACCUCUAAUAAUGAGAGCCUCCCACGUGUUUCGAUCUCCCCUCCUACCUUGCAUUCAAAUCAAUUCUGUAACAAAUUAAAAUUUAUUUUGUAACUGUUAGGAUUAACAUGAACACAAUAAAAUCUCCAACUGCUGCUGCAUUGCAGACUGUGGGCUGCAUCAUCUCAUGGGUCUAAUUGUACUUUUGUACGAUGAUUUGUGGUGACCCUGUCGUCACUACGUGGCUGAAUAAGCAAAUA
Hirundo rustica (Barn swallow) is the source of this 2667-nucleotide messenger RNA. Its product is annotated as probable E3 ubiquitin-protein ligase MID2. Gene Ontology annotation, molecular function: zinc ion binding. Lineage: Eukaryota; Metazoa; Chordata; Aves; Passeriformes; Hirundinidae. The record is from RefSeq and is a predicted model, not a curated record.